AUAGCUUCUGAGUAAUCCUGAGGUCGAGAGUUCGAGCCUCUCUCACCCCAUGAACUUUUUUAUCCCCUCUUUUUUGGUGAAAAUUUCAAAUUAUGCGCCAAAUUUGCAGUACAAAUUGACCCAAAAUCGCAUUCUGAAGAAUUUUUUUGGUGAAGAAGAUGAAAAAGCAAAGUACAAAUUGACCCAAAAUCGCAUUUUGAAGAAUUUUUUUGGUGAAGAAGAUGAAAAAGCAACCUGAAAUACUACCAUUGGGACAGCGGUCAAUUGCUUCAACUUUUCUCUUUCGUUCUCCAAAUCAGUCUACUGGUUGUGAGAAGAAAGUGGAAAUCAGAGGUUCCAAUCAAAAGGGUUCUAGCAUAUCUCUUUCCGACUUCCUCAGCAAAAAAUUGCACAGAAGUCCUGUUUUGCCCGGAGUAGUUCCUGCAAACAAGAAAUUCUCGGUGCCAACAUGCAGUAAAGACACAAGUAAGUGUGUGAAUGGACGAUUCAAUUGUUCGAAAGAUGGAGAAACAGGAAUUCCAUGUGCUCUUGAUGCUAUUUUUGAACAAUACAAGAACACCAUGAAAGAGAACCAAGAUGUUUCUGCUCCUAAUGAUUCCCGUGAAGUUCCCAUCAAAGAUAAUGUCAGAACAUCUAGAAAAAGAGUUCUUAUGGAAGGUUAGCCAUUCUUUCAGAAAAUAAAUGAGUU
Molecule: messenger RNA, 688 nt
Organism: Solanum lycopersicum (tomato)
Lineage: Eukaryota; Viridiplantae; Streptophyta; Magnoliopsida; Solanales; Solanaceae
Source: RefSeq, a predicted model, not a curated record